AUGCCGAGUGGUGCCGCCACUGUGGAAAACACUUCUGCUCACUACCUGAAUUUUAACAGCAUGCUGAUCCUUCUUCCCAUGUAUUGAUAUCUGCUGUCCUUCCUAGCGGCAUCUGCUCAGCACACCCUGAGAAAACAAGUGUAUCUCAACCUCACCUUCCAUAAACUGGUGAUAUUUAUGAUCUGCCUACACACAGCUAUUCAUGUCAUUGCACACCUGUUUAACUUUGAAUUAUACAGCAGAAGCCAACAGGCCACAGAUGGAUCCCUUGUUUCUGUUCUUUCCAGACUAUCUUGUUAAGAGAAAGAGGAGGAUUUUUGGCUAAAUCCCACCCAGUCUUCAAACAUUACAGUGAUAUACGUGACAUUCAGCAUUCCUGGUUUCACUGGAGUGAUCAUUGCAGUAGUUCUGGUUCUCAUGGUGACUUCACCUAUCGAGUUUAUCUGGAGGAGUUAUUUUGAGGUCUUCUGGUAUACACUCCAUAUUUUCAUCAUUUACUUCACUGGCUUAGGAAUUCAUGGCAUUGGUAGAAUUGUCCGAGGUCAAACAGAAGACAGCAUAAAGGAGAGCCAUCCUCACAGGCGCUCAGGUAUUUUUGAGAAAUGGGAUGAUCAUGACUCCCACUGUGAGCAUUCCCAAUUUGAGGGGAAUCCUGCUGAGUAUUGGCAGUGGAUCCUUGCACUGGGUGUUCUUUAUAUGUUUGAAAGGAUCUUCCAAUUUUUGCUACUGUUUAUAAUUACCAAGGUUGUCAUACACCCAUCCAAAGUUUUGCAAUUGCAGAUGAGUAAGCAUGGCUUCAGCAUGGAAGUGGGACAGGAUAUUCUUGUUAAUUGUCUUUCAGUCUCUUAUCUGGAGUGGCAUCUCUUUACUCUGACCUCUCAUCCUGAGGAAGACUUCUUCUCCAUUCAUACCCAUGCAGUAAGAGGAAGGACAGAAAAUCUCAUAAAGAUUUUUGAAUAAAAGUAUUCACGAAAUCCCAGGAUUGAGGUGGAUGGUCCCUUUGGCACUCUCAGUGAGGAUGUUUUUCAGUAUGAAGUGGCUAUGUUGGUCAGAGCAGGAGUUAAGAUCACCCCCUUUGCUUCCAUUUUGAAGUUCAUCUGGUACAAAUUCCAGCAUGCAGAUCACAACCACAAAACACAAAUGCAAUUAAACUUUGACAAAACCCCCAACAUCCUGAUAGGUCUGAAACACAAAACCUUCUUUGGGAGACCUAUGUGGGAUGAAUUUUCUACAAUAGCUACCACCCACCCCAAGUCUGUGGUGGGAGUCUUCUUAUGCAGCCCUCAGGCUUUGGCAAAGAGCCCGUACAAACGUUGUCACCAAUACCCCAGUCUAGAUGCUAGGAAGGUUCAAUUCUACUUCAACAAGGGAAAUUUCUGA
Molecule: messenger RNA, 1380 nt
Organism: Pteronotus mesoamericanus
Lineage: Eukaryota; Metazoa; Chordata; Mammalia; Chiroptera; Mormoopidae
Gene: NOX1
Product: NADPH oxidase 1
Biological process (GO): defense response; superoxide anion generation
Cellular component (GO): NADPH oxidase complex; plasma membrane
Molecular function (GO): superoxide-generating NAD(P)H oxidase activity
Source: RefSeq, a predicted model, not a curated record